AUGGAAGAGCCUGAAGAAGGAGCCAUGACUCAACAUAGAAGAGACUGUGCAGCUUAUGACAUGUGGAAGAAGAAGAAUUCUACUGCUUCCAUCACUUUGUUGAACAGCAUGGACAAUGAUCUCCUGAAAAAGUACCAGGAAUAUGAAUUAGCAAAGGACAUGUGGUCCGCCCUUGCUACAAAGUUUGUUGAUUCAACAGCAAUAGACCACAUAGCAAAAGACAGGAGUGCUUUUGCGGAGUUUGACGAAUACCACGGGAAACAAAGUGGAUCUAUGAUAUUGGAGGAAAAUAAUGAAUUAACAUGGGUUUUUAAUGGUUUUUGUUUUGUUGCAGAGGUUUUGUCACAAUCGCAUGAUAAGUAUGGAUCGAUUGUCAAGCUUUGGUUGGGGCCAACUAAAUUGUUGGUGUCUAUUAAAGAGCCGGUGCUCAUUAAAGAGAUGCUUUUGAAGGCUGAGGAUAAGUUGCCUUUGACUGGGAGGGCUUUUAGUUUGGCCUUUGGACAGUCCAGUCUCUUUGCUUCCUCUUUUGAUAAGGUGCAAAAGAGACGAGAAUCGUUGGCAUUGGAAUUGAAUGGAAGGUUGCUUGAGAGAGAAAACGUAAUUCCUACAAAGGUUGUGGACUCUGUCAUGGAUAGAAUAAAUGGGAUCAUGGGCAAAGGAAGCAGUGAUUGCAAAGUGGUUUCUCAACAUAUGGCUUUUACUAUGUUGGGAGCCACAAUUUUUGGAGAUGCCUUUUUGGCUUGGUCCAAGGCAACUGUUUAUGAGGAGCUUCUCAUGAAAAUUGCUAAGGAUGCUUGCUUUUGGGCCUCUUAUAGUGUUACCCCCUUCUGGAAACGUGGAUUUUGGAGGUACCAGCAUCUCUGCACAAGAUUGAGAUGCUUAACUCAAGAUAUUGUUCAACAAUGCUGCAAAAACUGCAAGCUAUUUUGCCAUUUGGAUCAAAGCACCCAUAAUGAAACCUCAAAUACUGGAAUGGAAACUGCAUUAGGUGGACCAUCUCAUUCUGAUGUUCCUGUACCCGAUAACUUAUUCUCAGAAAAGCUUAACGGGAAUCUUAAUGCGAGAGAAGAACCAUGUGGGAAUCUUAUGGGUGUGAUGUUUCAUGGAUACUUAACCACAGCAGGUUUGAUUGGUAAUAUCCUGGCAAGGCUUGCUACACAUCAGGAGAUACAAGAUAAGAUAUACGAGGAGAUAAUUAUGGUACGAAAGGGGUCUGUGAAGCAAGAACAACAAAGUGUUGAUAAGAUGCUCCUAUUAUUGGCAACUGUUUAUGAAUCUGCUCGUCUUCUGCCUGCAGGACCUUUGUUACAGAGAUGCUCUCUGAAACAUGAUUUGACUCUUAAAAAUGGUGUAACCAUUCCAACUGGAGCCAUGCUGGUUGUACCUGUACAGUUGGUACAGAUGGACAAGUGUAGUUGGGGAAGUGAUUCUUGCCAAUUUAAUCCAUACCGUUUUUUGUCAGCGAAUGGAAAACAAUCUGAUAAAGCGUGCAAUGCAUCAUUGACAGGUGCUGUGAAGGAGGAUGUGGAUCCAAGAGAAACCUCAUCUGUUUUGAAGGAUCCAAAUGACAAUGUAGCAUUUCUUCACUUUGGCUCCGGCAGUCGUGCCUGUGUUGGCCAGAAAUUUGUUAUUCAUGGAGUUGCUACUUUAUUUGCAUCAUUGCUUGAACGCUAUGAGAUAAGGCUGCGGGCAGGGUCGGAAGAGAACCCAAAAGCAACCAUGAACAACUGUGUUUACCAGCUUCUUCCUAGUCCUGAGAUAGUUUUUGUGCGAAGAAACACCUGAAACGGAGAAGGCACACACGUUUUAGGGUUCGUGGUUAUGUCUCUUACUAAAUCAUUUGAUGGGGAAGGUCUUGUGUUUUAGGCUCAUUAGCUGUUAUGGGGGAAUCAUGCUGCAUGAGUACACUUUUGUGACUCAUUUUUUUGUUCUCCCUUCCUGCUUUUUAAAUUUGUUUUUUAAGCACUAUGAGCCUCUUUAUAUAAAUAUAUUUCUGGUUUUCUACCCCAUCUUUGAACUUAAAAUAGACUUUUUUUCUUCCAACUUUUUUCUCUCCGGAUCUAGGCAUCACCUUUGUCACGGAAUCAUAUGUAUGACACUACUUCUGCUAGUUGCUUUCUGAAAUAAAACGUGCAUACACUUUUAUUUUAUUAUUA
Messenger RNA from Pistacia vera, 2156 nucleotides. RefSeq names its product 11-oxo-beta-amyrin 30-oxidase-like. The transcript is spliced from 9 exons. NCBI's taxonomy places the organism in Eukaryota, Viridiplantae, Streptophyta, Magnoliopsida, Sapindales, Anacardiaceae. The record is from RefSeq and is a predicted model, not a curated record. Gene Ontology annotation, molecular function: heme binding; iron ion binding; monooxygenase activity. The coding region runs from base 1 to 1785 and encodes 594 amino acids.